Messenger RNA from Syzygium oleosum, 1926 nucleotides. RefSeq lists its product as uncharacterized. Lineage: Eukaryota; Viridiplantae; Streptophyta; Magnoliopsida; Myrtales; Myrtaceae. The record is from RefSeq and is a predicted model, not a curated record. The transcript has 6 exons. The coding region runs from base 389 to 1711 and encodes 440 amino acids.
GGAACAAAUCGACCCUCGAGCGCUUCUGAUAUUACAACAUUGCCACUGGGUCGCAUUCCGUAAUGGAGCGAUAAGCCUACGCUGCACGGACCAACUGGCUCCAUUUUUGCCUCUCGUCACUGUGCUUCGGAAGCCGUAGGGUUUUGGGUUUUGGCUUCUCUCCAUGCGUGUCGCUGUUCGAGCGGAAUCUCCCCCUUUAUGUGGUUGCCUUGCUACGGUUUGGCAAUUUCUGUGAUUCCUUCGUUCGUUUGUGUCAAGUGCUGUAGUUGCCUGCCUGUCUCUGGAAAUUAGACUGGUUUUGGACCUGUGGUUGCGUCGUCGUGCUGAUCUUGGAUCGAGCUGGUGCGUCAAGUUUAAAAUCUACAAAGCUGGUGCGCUUACCAAAGUCAUGCAUGCUAUUAAAGGCAGUUGGGUUGGGCAGACAUUUGCCUUGGCAAAGCGUAAUGAGUCUGAGAAUAGUGGUAGAAAGGCUCGAAUCCGUCGAUCGAAAGAGGAGAGAAAAUCAAUGGUUGAAGCAUUCAUAAAAAAGUACCAGAAAUCAAACGAUGGAAAUUUCCCCUCGCUGAAUCUUACACACAAGGAAGUUGGUGGAUCAUUCUAUACUGUAAGAGAGAUUGUCCGCGAGAUAAUCCAAGAAAAUAGAGUUCUCGGACCUGCUAAGUUUGUUCAGGAUGAACAGAGCAAUGAUCAGUUCUUGGAACAAAAUCCACUUGGUACAAUAGCCACUGAACCUCAAGUUGCUGUUUCCCAACCUUCAAAAGAAUUGGAUCGACAGGCUGACACCAAGGAGCUUGGACUUUUAUCUGUUGGAAACUCUCAUGGACAUGAAGAACUGAAGGUUGAGGACGGGGAAAUUGUCAAUGGAAGUCAAGUAGAUAUCAAAUUAACAGAGUUUGAUAGAUUAGCAUCAACAAAAUUGCAAGAAAAUGGAGUCAUAGAAGCUGGGAAGAAUCUUAAUGCAUUUGCUGAAUCAACAUCUCAACUAAUUAAUUUGACCAGUGUAGAAGUAGAGACUUUUCCAUUGAGAUCGGUCAGUAAGCCAAAUGACUCUGUAGAUCAAAUUGUUGGUGAAGGUAGGAAUGAAGCUUCACAAGAACAAAAUCUAGAGGCACAUCUGGAAUCAGGAAGUGACAGUGCUGUGUUGUAUGAGAUGAAUUCGCGAGAAAAUACUUAUUCAAUGGAGGAGAACACAGCGGAAGCUUUAGCUUCAGCUUCACCUGGUCCACUGGGACAAAUACCUCAUUUAGUUGAUGUGGAAGUUGUGGAAGACUUUGCUGAUCCUUUGUUAAAGAAUUCUAAUGGCUCAUUUUCCAAGGAGAACAUUCCUCAUGAUGCUGAUGGCUGCAUGGAUGCCAAUGAUGCAUCAGUUAGUGUUGAAGGAUUGAGUUCAACACCUGCAGAAUACAAGCAAGACAGGAAUGCUGCUGGAGUGGAGGCUAAAAAUGUUCCCAGUGGUGUUGAUUCUGAAAACAUAAUCAGCAGUUCCACUAGAACUGACAGUCAGGUGUCAUCGCAAGAGCUGAAGCUAAAACCUGAACCUAAUGUUCAACCUAAUGGCAGCGUCCAGAAAGGAAUCAAUCCCCCUUUAGACAGGAUUAAUCUCGAAUCAUGGGAAGUGGCGUCCAAGAAUUCUUCCAAGCAGCCAAUGAAUCCUAUAUUUGCUGUUAUAAGAGCAAUUGUCGUGUCAUUUCUGAAGUUUUGGACUGAGUAAAAAUUUUGUGGUUUUCAAAGAGCCUAGUGAAUCCUGCCGUGUGGAAAACGUAUGGUUUUUCUUGACUAUUUUCUUAUUCUUUCUUUGGAAUGUCUCGCUUGUAAAUUCUGGUGGGCCGUAUAUUUCUCUGGUAAGCUGGAUGAUGCCCACGAAGUAGUUUUGAUGUGCAGAAUCAGAAUUAGCUACAAUGAAAAUUAAUUGCCACUUCUAGGUUU